This is a messenger RNA of Cutaneotrichosporon cavernicola, 1029 nucleotides long. RefSeq lists its product as uncharacterized. The transcript has 4 exons. Bases 1 to 1029 code for a protein of 342 amino acids. Lineage: Eukaryota; Fungi; Basidiomycota; Tremellomycetes; Trichosporonales; Trichosporonaceae. The record is from RefSeq and is a predicted model, not a curated record. Gene Ontology annotation, molecular function: glycosyltransferase activity.
AUGGGGUCGUCGCAACCAGGAGCCAAAGCGUGGGCCGUGCUGGUAACGCGCGAAAACUAUGUUCCAGGCCUUCUUGCGCUGCACCGGACGCUGGCCGCCGUCUCGGCAUACCCGCUUGUCGUGCUCGUCACUCCGUCUUUGCCGGACGAGUAUCGCGCGCUGAUCACCCGCCGCGGAAUGCUUGUCUACAACAUCUCCCCUCUUGCACCACAAGGACAUGCUGGCUUCGACACCAAGUUCGAACGCUUUGCGGACACCUGGACCAAGCUCCAGGUCUUCAGUGUGCCAGGUUAUGAUCGCCUCGUGCUCAUCGACGCGGAUACAAUCUUCCUCCGCGGCAUGGACGAGCUGUUCACCAUGGAACUGCCUGAAGAUUGGAUCGCGGCAGCUCCGGCGUGCACUUGCAACCCGUUCAAGUUUGCACAUUAUCCCAAGGACUGGAUCCCUGCCAACUGCUCCUUCACUCACCAGCCGAACCCGACGACUCUGGUCAACGUUCCACAGCCGGCACCAGACGCACCGCGAGUGGCGCACCUCCUGAACUCGGGAGUUGUUGUGCUACACCCGCGCCCCGCUCUCAUGGCUGAACUCGAAGAGCACCUUCGCACGUCGCCAACUGUCGCGACCGCCCAGUUCCCCGACCAGGAAGUGCUGGCCGAUGUGUUCCGUGGGCGCUGGCGCGUGCUUCCGUGGUGGACAAAUGCCCUCAAGACGUUGCGAGCUGUACACAAGCCGCUCUGGCUGGACCAGGAGGUGCGGUUGUUGCAUUACAUUCUUGAGAAACCGUGGUCCAAACUCCCAGUCACGCCUGUGGCCCCGUACGCUCCGGCCCCGUCAUCCACUGGGGAUAAGCUGGGCCUCCCUCCAGCUCUCUGUGCUAUGGUUGCGUCGGCAGCCCCGCAGGACAGCAUGACCGACUACGACACAGUACAUGCGUGGUGGUGGGCUGUGUAUGUCGACGUGCUGCGCGGGCUGAAGGCGGAGGAGCCCGAUCUGUGGCAGGAGGUGGACAAGUGGGUGGCGCACUAG